This is a messenger RNA of Arachis duranensis, 1398 nucleotides long. RefSeq lists its product as uncharacterized. NCBI's taxonomy places the organism in Eukaryota, Viridiplantae, Streptophyta, Magnoliopsida, Fabales, Fabaceae. The transcript is spliced from 2 exons. The coding region runs from base 1 to 1398 and encodes 465 amino acids. The record is from RefSeq and is a predicted model, not a curated record.
AUGAUACAUUGUCCAUGUCCUUUGUGUGGGUUCCAGUUUUUCCAAACUAGAGAAGCUGAAUAUGAUCAUCUUCUGAUGAAACUAUUUCCCCCUAACUAUACCUUUUCGUUACAUCACGGUGAGAGGAUCGUAGAUGAGAGACCCAGCGGUAGGGAAGAACUAGAUCCCACUAUAAAUUCAGGAGAUCAAAUGCGUGACAUGAUCCAUGACGCAUUCAAUUUGCCAGGACUGCAGAGUAAGGAUGACAAUUCCAUGGAUGGGCAUGCUGGAGGCGUUUCGGAUGAGUUACCGUACUUAUCUGAUGAACCUAGUCACGAGGCUCGUGCCUUUCAAGACUUGCUUAAGGACGGCGAGCGGGAAUUAUAUCCGGGAUGUUCAAGAUUCUUGAAGUUGUCUUUCCUGGUGAAGCUGUACCAUAUAAAGUGCAUGUGCGGAGUGAGCAACAAGGAUUUCGAAUUGAUUCUAGAGCUAUUGGAGGAUGCCUUUGAGCAUGCACAGAUUCCGAAGACCUUGCGCGAUGCCAAGAGGAUCAUAAGGAAGCUGGGUAUUGAGUACAAGAAGAUAGAUGCAUGUCCGAAUGACUGCAUACUAUACCAGGGUUCUGACCACGACCUGUCUAGAUGCAAACGGUGUGGAGCAUCCAGGUGGAAGCAGAAGACCAGGAAGAAUUCUGUAGUAAGGAUUAACGCCGUUGUCAAGAAGAAUGGUAAACCUCAGGCGGCGAAAGUUCUUCGUUAUUUUCCUUUGAUUCCACGGUUGCAGCGGUUAUUCAUGUCCAGCAAGACAGCUGUGGACAUGUUGUGGCACAAGAGAGGCACCAACUAUGACAGUUUCUUGAGGCAUCCCAGAGAUGGAGAGGGUUGGAAAGUAUCUGACAUGAGUUAUACUAACUUUUCUGGCGAUCCGCGCAGUGUUCGCUUAGCCUUGGCCAGUGAUAGCUUCAAUCCUUAUGGAAACCUCAUUUCAAAGUACUCAAUAUGGCCACCCCUGAUCGAUGAGUUGAAGCAGUUGUGGGCCGGUGUUGAUACCUACGACGCUAGUGAGAAUAAAACAUUCAAGAUGCGUGCUGUGUUGAUGUGUACUAUCAGCGAUUUUCCUGGCUUAGGCAAUUUAUCUGGUUGGAAUACGUACGGCGGGAGAGCCUGCCCCACGUGUAACUUGGACGCCGAGACUAUGCAACUCACCUUCAGUCAGAAAUGGUGUUAUAUCGGUCAUCAGUGCUUCUUGAAUCACGAUCACAGAUAUAGACAAGACCGGAUUAGAUUUGAUGGUAAAAUAGAGGAUAGAUCUCCACCUACCAAAUUGACUGGCAGGGAUGUCCUGAGACAACUAGAGGGUGUGCCCGUCUCACAGGGCAAGGUGCAAGUGGUGGGCGGUAAAAGAAGACGUUGCCAGUAG